CAGCACCAUGAUGCUGAGAUCACUUUGGGAGGGCGGUGCACAUGGAGAGCUACGUGUUGCUGCGCAGCAACAGAUAGAAAGGAGAGAGAGAGGAAUUCCCCAGCACAAACAAAAGCGGCUGUCGGGGCGUGUAUCAGUUCCUAUGGCUCCUAGAAAUUUUACCGUAGCUGAAGGUGGCGUAUGACCAGAUGGAUGCAUAAUGUAAGGACAACCAGCUACAACAAGCCUUCGGGUAUACUUGCCGGAACGUCAACCGGUCCCUGUCUGGAGGCAACAAUUCAUCUGACAUUGCGAAGACUCCUUAUGGAGAAUACUUCCUCGUCUGCCCAAGCUCAUAAAAAUCUACCAGAGACGCGCCUGCCGAGAAUCCAAGGGACAAAGGUCUCUGCGUUUAUUACCGGUCCACAGGUUGCCCACAAACUACAACGUGUUUUCAAUGUAGUUGAAAUCCGGAGUCUUCUUGCAGGAGGAUUCGGCGAACUGGAGGCGCUUUAAAACAUGACAGGUCAGAUCCUGGGGGAACCGGGCGGUGGGGCUCCAAUGGAUGACAACGCUGCCAUCCGCAUCAACGUGGGCGGCUUCAAGAAGCGUCUUCAGUCCAACACUCUUUCUCGGUUCCCCGAGACGAGGCUUGCGCGUCUACUCCACUGCCAGUCCAAAGAGUCUAUAUUAGAGCUGUGUGACGACUACGACGACACAGAGAAAGAGUUUUACUUCGACAGGAACCCGGCUCUCUUUCCCUACGUGCUGAAUUUCUACAACACGGGGCGGCUGCACGUCAUGGCCGAGUUGUGCAUCUUCUCCUUCAGCCAGGAGAUCGAGUACUGGGGCAUCAACGAGUUCUUCAUUGACUCCUGCUGCAGCAGCGCCUAUCACUGUAGAAAAAUGGACCAGGACCGGGAGGACUGGGAUGAACGGAGCGAUGAAGGAAGCACCACUUCAUCAUUUGAUGAGCUGUUGGAGUUUUAUAAUGACGCCACCAAGUUUGAUAAACAGCUGCUCGGGAGCGCACGGCGGCGCAUCUGGCUAAUGCUGGAUAACCCCGGCUACUCCGUGGCCAGCCGCAUCAUCAGCAUCUUCUCUAUCCUUGUAGUGCUUGGCUCUAUCGCCACUAUGUGCAUGAACAGUAUGAGCGAGUUCAGCCUGUUGGACAGUGAGGGGCAACCCACGGAGGACCCCCGUUUCGAGACUGUGGAGCACUUUGGCAUCGGCUGGUUCACUCUGGAGCUGGUGGCCAGGUUCAUGGUGGCGCCAGAUCUUGUGCACUUCUUCGAACACCCGUUAAAUUUGAUAGACCUGGUAUCCAUACUUCCGUUUUACCUGACACUCCUGAUAAACCUGGUGGUGGAGAGCAGCCCGGCGCUGGCCAACCUGGGACGCGUUGCGCAAGUACUGAGGCUGAUGAGGAUUUUCCGCAUCCUGAAGCUGGCCCGUCACUCCACGGGGUUGCGCUCGCUUGGUGCCACACUCAGGAACAGCUACAAAGAAGUGGGCCUGCUGCUUCUCUACUUGGCCGUCGGCGUUUCGUUUUUCUCCGUCAUGGCCUACACGGUAGAGAAAGAGGACAGCGAGGACCUCUCCACCAUCCCGGCGUGCUGGUGGUGGGCCACCGUCAGCAUGACCACCGUAGGGUACGGAGACGUGGUGCCCGUGUCCAUAGCGGGCAAGCUGACCGCUUCGGCAUGUAUCUUGGCCGGGAUCUUGGUAGUUGUGCUUCCGAUUACGCUAAUUUUCAAUAAAUUCUCUCUCUUCUACAAGAGACAAAAACAGUUGGAGAUCGCAAUGAGAAGCUGCGACUUCGACGAGGGAAUAAAAGAGGUGCCUUCAGUCAACCUGAGGAACUAUUACGCACACAAAGUUAAAUCCCUCAUGGCGAGCUUGUCAAACAUGAGCCGGAGUUCACCCAGUGAACAGAGUCUGAAUGAAUCAAUACACUGAAAAGCGCUUUAUCGGUGACACUAGGUCAGCUUGGAUGAAGCUGUUCCUGCAAAGUGGCUGCGCGCGGAGCUGUCCGGGGUGCUGAAACCUCAGUCGGACCAAAAGUCUGUAGUACUUCCUUCCACUGAUGUCUGACAGUUUGCCUCUCUGUAGCUCAGUGCAAUAAUGUGUUAAUCUAUUCGUCCCUCACAAUGAGAAAGUGAGAAAAUGUAUAGUGUAGAUGUAUGAUAUCUCACUGUGCACUAUGAUGGCCCCUAAAACAAACAGGUAAAAAAAAAAAUCCCACAUCAGAUGAAAAGUACAAAGAAUGCUGUAGUCGUUUGGAGUCUCUUAGACAGUGCCACACUAUAGUCCAUCUGCCAGCUCUACAUGUCGUGAUCAAAUAUGUCUGAAGUAACUCCAGCUGUAUCUCUUCCGAUAGAGUCUUGACGUGUAAUUGUGAUGUUGCAACAAUACUCCAAGUAUGUGAUUAAAACAAAAAUGUAUUAAACAACAAAAUACACAA
Molecule: messenger RNA, 2443 nt
Organism: Mugil cephalus (flathead mullet)
Lineage: Eukaryota; Metazoa; Chordata; Actinopteri; Mugiliformes; Mugilidae
Product: potassium voltage-gated channel subfamily S member 2-like
Exons: 2
Coding region: 499-1938 (479 amino acids)
Biological process (GO): regulation of delayed rectifier potassium channel activity; potassium ion transmembrane transport; protein homooligomerization
Cellular component (GO): membrane; voltage-gated potassium channel complex
Molecular function (GO): voltage-gated potassium channel activity; protein binding
Source: RefSeq, a predicted model, not a curated record